Molecule: messenger RNA, 3339 nt
Organism: Acanthosepion pharaonis
Lineage: Eukaryota; Metazoa; Mollusca; Cephalopoda; Sepiida; Sepiidae
Source: the annotation of a GenBank genome assembly
AUGGGUGUCAGUGACGUCAGUUCGAACCAAACAAAAGAUGGCGAAGAAAGCAUGCGAAUGAGUUGCUAUGCUGCCAGUACCCGUUCUUCAUCGUCGUCCCAUUGCUGCCCUCCUCCUCGAAACGACGACGACGACGACGACCGAGCCGAAACCCACACGACGGCCACUGCCAACUGCUGCCAUUAUCGUUACUGCUGUCUGCUCGCCUCUUUCCACCAAAAAAGUAACAAUAUACCGAUUGCGACGACGACAACUCCCACUUUGGCUAGUCCGAACCGUCGUCGUACCCCGACUAGCAGUACCGUCCCUCCAGUUUCAUCCUCGUUUCUUCCUCCUUCUGCUUCUUCUCCGGCAUCUCCAUCCCCUGGUCGUCGUUGUCGUCGUCUCUGCUUCGGCCGUGCUGCUGAUCCCUCUUCUUCUUCUUCAUCGUCAUCAUCAUCAUCAUCAUCGUCGUCGUCUCCAGGCUGCCAUCCUGGUCACAAGGAGCAGGGCCGUUCCGCCGCUCUAUGUAAGCGUGCUGGUGUCAUGGCGAGGAGCCGGCCCUGCUGUUGUUGUCAGUGUGACAUCGUCGGCUUCGCCAUAAAAUGCGACCAGUGUGUCGACAUCGACCUGUGUUUGGAGUGUUUUUCUCUUGGUGCUGAAGUUGGACCACAUAAAAAAGAUCACAAAUAUCGGAUUAUGAGUGAUAUGCUUGGUCCAUUUGACAUCCCCAAACCUUGGUCUUUAGUUGAGGAGACAAUGUUACUGGAUGCAGUUGAGCAGUACGGCUUUGGCAACUGUAAUCCAUUUUUUUUCUUUACUUUUUCCAGGCAUGAUGUGGCUAAUCAUGUUGAAUCCAGAACUGCAGUUGAGUGCCAAGAUCAUUAUGUUUCAUUUUAUUUAUUUGGAAACAUUGGUAAAGUUUCAGUCCCAUGCUGUAAUAAUUACAGCUUUGGCCUCACAAAUGAAGAUUCUGUGCCAAAUCAUAAAAAAACAUUAAACAAUGCAACAAAUAACAGUGAUGACUCAGAAUCUCUGUUAUUGAAUCAUCAAAAACCUUUCAACAAUGCAACUAACAGUGAUGAACAUGACUGGGGCUUGACGACACCUGUUGAAAACAACCAUAUUGAACAACCUGAUCUCGGUUAUGUACUCUUCAGGGAUGAUUAUGUUGGGACAUUCUAUCUUUAUUCAUGUGGCACCUUUUCUUUUUUGUUUUCUUCUUCUUUCCCCUCUAUCAAGGAUCACUUUCUUCUCCCUCCCCUUUUCCUUUCUUUCUCCCUCCCCUUUUCCUCUCUCUCUCACCCUUUUCUUUUCUCUCUCUCUCUCUCUCACCCUUUUCUUUUCUCUCUCUCUCUCUCACCCUUUUCUUUUCUCUCUCUCUCUCUCACCCUUUUCUUUUCUCUCUCUCUCUCACCCUUUUCUUUUCUCUCUCUCUCCCACCCUUUUCUUUUCUCUCUCUCCCACCCUUUUUCUUUUUCUCUCUCUCUCCCACCCUUUUCUUUUUCUCUCUCUCUCUCACCCUUUUUCUUUUCUCUCUCUCUCUCUCACCCUUUUCUUUUUUCUCUCUCUCUCUCUCACCUUUUCUUUUCUCUCUCUCUCUCCCACCCUUUUCUUUUCUCUCUCUCUCCCACCCUUUUCUUUUCUCUCUCUCUCCCACCCUUUUCUUUUCUCUCUCUCUCUCUCUCACCCUUUUCUUUUCUCUCUCUCUCUCUCUCUCACCCUUUUCUUUUCUCUCUCUCUCUCACCCUUUUCUUUUCUCUCUCUCUCUCUCACCCUUUUCUUUUCUCUUUUCCUUUCCCUCAGAACAGGCCCAACUCUUUUGAGUAUGAUAACGAUGCUGAAUCUUUGAUUAGUUCACUUUCUGUGGAAUUGGAUGAUGAAGACAUAGAUAUUGCAUUCAAACUCACUCAGGUGGAUAACUACAGAUUGAGGUUGCAGGAACGAGAGCAGAGAAAAAGAGUGGCUCACGACUAUGGCUUAUUUCAUUACAGUGGUGGUAACAAAUUCAAAUCUCCCAAUUCCAAACGAAAAACGACAAAAAUUGACAGAGAGUUCCAAGAAAAAUUACGAGUGUUUGCACAGUUUAACACAUUCCAGGAACAUGUACAGUAUUAUGAAAAUUUAGCACGAGAAAGAGAAUUAAAGAACAGAAUUCGAGAAUUGUUCCGGUUCCGGAAGAAUGGUCUCAUGACACUUGCAGAGGUUGUAGUUUUUAAAAACAGAAAAUAUAAAAGGGACCGAAGGAAAAAUACUAAAAAUCAACCGCCGUUCACAGGGCGGAAAGGGGUCAAUGGUUUCCGAAGAAAUAAAAGAAAAAUUAGAUUCACAAGAAAACGAACAAGACGGAAAAGAGAAAGGAAAGAAGUCCCUUUGGUGGAAGCAGCAGCAACAAUGGCCACCAAGACAGGAGGGCUGGCCUGCUUCAUGCUCUCUCUCUCUCAUUUCUCUCUCUCUCUCUCUCUCGGCUACAGCAGAAUCAGAUUUAGUGCCUCACCCCUUUUUUCACACUCUCUCUCUCUCUCUUCUCUUCUUUCUCCUUUUCUCUGCUUCUUUUUCUCUCUCUCCUCUCUUUUCUCUCUCUCUUCUCUCCUCUCUUUUCUCUCUCUUCUCUCCUCUCUUUUCUCUCUCUCUUCUCUCCUCUCCUCUCCUUUUUCUCUCUUUCUCCUCUCCUCUCCUUUUUCUCUCUUUCUCCUCUCCUCUCCUUUUUCUCUCUCUCUCCUCUCCUCCUUUUCUCUCUCUCUCCUCUCCUCUCCUUUUCUCUCUCUCUCCUCUUCUCUCUUUUUUCUCUCUCUCCUCUCCUCUCUUUUUCUCUCUCUCCUCUCCUCUCUUUUUUCUCUCUCUCUCCUCUCCUCUCCUUUUUCUCUCUCCUCUCCUUUUUCUCUCUCCUCUCCUUUUUCUCUCUCCUCUCCUUUUUCUCUCUCCUUCUCUCUCUCCUUUUCUCCUCUCCUCUCCUCUCCUUUUCUCUCUCCUCUCUCCUUUUUUCUCUCUCUCUCCUCUCCUUUUCUCUUUCUCUCCUCUCCUUUUUCUCUCUUUUCCUCUCUCUCCUCUCCUUUUUUCUCUCUUUUCCUCUCUCUCCUCUCCUUUUUCUCUCUUUCUCCUCUCUCUCCUCUCCUUUUUCUCUCUUUCUCCUCUCUCUCCUCUCCUUUUUCUCUUUCUCCUCUCUCUCCUCUCCUUUUUCUCUUUCUCCUCUCUCUCCUCUCCUUUUUCUCUUUCUCCUCUCUCUCCUCUCCUUUUCUCUUUCUCCUCUCUCUCCUCUCCUUUUUCUCUUUCUCCUCUCCUUUCUCUCUCUCUCUCUCUGCUCCUCUUUCUCUCAUCCUUUCUCUUCUCUCUCUCCCAUACAUACUUUUAGGAAAUUAA